AUGAAGGCCAUGGAAGCGAAGUUCGCGCGAGAUGCUUCCUUCCAUGCGCUGUAUACAGAUUUCAUGCGUCAAUACGUCGAGCUCGGGCAUAUGACGCCGGUCGAUCCUCCGGCCGAUCCGGCGAAAAUGGCCGUUUGCUAUCUGCCUCACCAUGGAGUGAUGAAGGAAACCAGCACGACGACGAAAUUGCGAGUCGUCUUCAACGGUUCUUCCGCGCUGCCGACGGGAGCGGCGCUAAAUAAGUAUCUGCAGACCGGGCCGAACUUGCUGCCGGCUUUGGCAGAGAUCUUACUCCGUUGGCGGCGUCACCGGUACGUUUUCGCGGCGGACAUAGAGAAAAUGUACCGGCAGAUCGAAGUCCACCCGGAAGACAGGGAUCUGCAACGCAUAGUCUGGCGUGAGAGCCCUAGCAAUGUGUUGCUGAAAUUUCUCCUAAUCACUCUCACGUACGGGCUUGCUUGUUCCGCGUUCCUAGCGAUUCGCACGCUCCAUCAGCUGGCCAAGGACGAGGGAGUUGAGUUCCCGCUAGGAGCUAUCGCCCUCCUACUGGAGACCUACAUGGACGACGUAUUGUCUGGCGCGGACACGAUCUCGAGGGCCAAAGAGAUCCGUCGUCAGCUGGACCGAAUCUGCAUGGCGGGCGGCUUCCCGCUCAAGAAGUGGUCGGCGAACGAGGCGUCGAUACUCGAUGAGGUCCCUCCUGAGGAUCGCCUUCAACGCGAGCCCCGGUGGUGGCUCCUGGGAGAGAGCCACUUGACCCUCGGGCUGCGUUGGCAUCCACGCGAAGAUCAGUUCGCCUACUCGACGCAACUGACCCAACUGGAGGCUAUUACGAAGCGGUCGGUCUUAUCUUUAGCCGCUCGGCUAUUCGAUCCGCUGGGGUGGCUCGCCCCCACUACCGUAUUAGCUAAAAUUUUGUUUCAGUCCACCUGGUUGCUGGGAUUGGAUUGGGACACGCAGCUCCCUGACACCGACGUACGACGAUGGCUCGAAUUCCAGGCCGGACUGCCUCUACUGGAAACGAUCCGAGUGCCCCGAUGGCUGGAGAGCGAUCAAGAAGGUGUUAAGCGCGAACUGCACGGAUUCGCCGACGCCUCGGAAAAGGCGUACGCAGCGGUGGUCUACCUGCGGACCGAAAGCUCGAGCGGCGAAGUAGUCGUGAGCCUCGUGGCGGCGAAAACCAAAGUCGCUCCGUUAAAGCAGGUCAGCCUUGCACGGCUGGAGCUAAACGCUGCCGCCUUACUCGUCCGACUCGCCAAUCAUGCUCGGCGGGUCCUCAAGAUAGAAGAGGAUCCGACCCAUCUGUGGACUGAUGCGACCGUAGUGCUAGGCUGGAUUCGAGGUCACCCUGCUUCCUGGAAGACAUACGUGGCAAACAGAGUGAGUGAGAUUCAGCUCACUCUCCCUGACGCUUAUUGGCAUCACGUCCCCGGGCGUGAAAACCCCGCCGACUGCGCGUCCCGAGGCCUCUUACCAAGGGAACUCGUGGAGCACCCGCUCUGGCGGCAGGGCCCGGCGUGGCUCCGAACUAAAACCGGUCCGUGGUCCGCUCCCUUGGACGACGAAGUACCCGUCGACCUCCCGGAACGGCGCUCUCACAUACAUGCCGUGGCAGCCGCUACGGAGGAGCCCGAGCUGCUGACGAGGUACUCAUCCCUGACGAGCUUGGCGCGGACGACAGCUUGGUGCCGCCGUUGGCUGCGGUGCCUGCGGGCGAGGCGGACUGCCCACGAGAAGCAGCCCGAUUCCUCCGCUGGGCUCGUACUAACACGCGAGGAGCUCAGCGACGCCAUCGUGGGUUGGAUCGGCUGGGUUCAAUCCAUUCAUUUCAAGGGGGAAGCGACGGCCCUCCGAAAGAACGCUCCGCUGCCGGCGCGCAGUUCCAUCGCCUCGCUGAGCCCCUUCCUGGACGAGUGA
Temnothorax curvispinosus is the source of this 1917-nucleotide messenger RNA. RefSeq lists its product as uncharacterized. The transcript has a single exon. The record is from RefSeq and is a predicted model, not a curated record. Bases 1 to 1917 code for a protein of 638 amino acids. NCBI's taxonomy places the organism in Eukaryota, Metazoa, Arthropoda, Insecta, Hymenoptera, Formicidae.